AUCUUCUUCAUAAAAAUCUUUCUUAAAUCUCUUUGAGUCAAGUUUUCUUCUAUUCCCUGAUUAUUUUUGUUUUCACCAGAAUUUGUUUUUCAUGUUUAUAUAUCUUGGUCUUUCCCUUUCAAGCUGCUGGAUCUGCUAAUAUCUUGGUGAUCUUUGCUUGUCUGGUCAUAUUUAAGAAAGAAGGUCCAUGCAAUUGGAGUGACAUCUCUCCAGUGAUAAUUCUGACUGGGUGCUCUGGACAUGAGGUGGGGGAGGUGAGUGGGAACUCAUGUUUAGGCUGAGCCCACCUGAUGGCUAGAAUGAGAACUUUACUGUGAGACAUGAAGUUGAUGACUAAAAACCUUAGAUUCUCCAAUAUGGAGAAUUGUUUAAUUUCUUUAAAGAAGAGCUAUCAGGGACUUGUUUGUUUACUUUUGCCUGAGGAUAAAUGCCAGCUGCCUGUACUUACUGGGUAUGAGGGAGGGACUGGAGGGUGGAAGCCGGUGGUGGAGAAAAGCAGGUGGGUACAGUUGAUCCACCUUCAGAGCUUGCCCGGUUCUCCAGGCUAACUGGCAGCCCUCCUCUGCAGCCCUCAUAGCUUGUCCUGGGCUGGCUGUCUAAGGCAUCCUUUACCUGUUAAACCUCUUCCAUCAACUUUCUGGCUUCCAGAAAGUUGCUAACUUGCUGGCUUCCAGAUAUAUGCUAACUAUCUCAUCCCCAAGUAAUACCUCCUUACUCUGUUCUCCUUCAGGUAUGGGUUUAUUCCUUUGUGUACUUCUGUUCCUUUAGUACAAAGAGUCAAGGCAGAGAGAGCAUGUCUGGUUCAUUAAUAAAAAGCAACAUACACAUUUACUGUUUAUUAUCCCACAAAUAAUAUUUCUAGCAAAAGAACUAUAAAUUAAUGUAAUGGUUACAUUAAAAUAAAUAAAUUAUUUUUUAUUGCUUAAAAAGUGUACAAGUAACAUAUAAAAACAUGCUCCUUAUAAAAAUGCAAAUACAAAAUCAUGUAGACUAUACAGGGAAAUUGGCUGUUCCCUUCUUUUUUCCCCAACGCAAUUCUGCUCUUUUCCCAGGAAGUAACUGCUGUUAAUAACUAGGUAUAUAUAUACUUGACUAUUGCUAAUGUAUUUAUAUAUCUGUAUCUGUUUGGUUAUCAGGCUGUUUGUCUUUUUUAUUUAGAUAGAUCAAGUUUUAUAUGUGGUUUUGUGAAUUUUAACUCGACCAUAUGUCUUGGAUAGCUUUUCAUGGCAGUAGGUGUAGAGCUAUCAUUCUUUCCCCUACCAGUUGACAUCUAAGUAGUUUGUAGUUUUUCUUUUUCAGAAAGGCAAAAUCUAUUACUUUCCUGUUUCCUUGUCCCUUAGCAUUCUUUCCACUCAAAUUGAGAAAUCCUUGUCAUACCUGUAAAGAAUCCCAGUGGAUUAAACUGAAAAGAAUCCCAGUGGAUUAAACUGACUGAAUGAAAUAUAGCAAGUUGAACAGAUCAUAAUAUAUGAUAAUAUUUAGAGGUACAGUACUAAAACUUCUUUAUUAAAAUUCAUAUUAUCCUACCCCAGUUAAUGAAUGGAACAGAAUCAGAUCACAUUUAUUUUGAUCAGAGUUAAGGAGGCAAACCAGCUUGCGUGUCAUCUCUCAAACGUACUAAUAACAAAUGCCCACGUUUAAAACGUUCUUUUUUUUCCUACUGUUCUUUUCCUACUAUUUCCUGCCUUUUUUCUUUGUUUAUUCACCAUGCUCUAAGCUCUUGAUUUAUUGCUCAUUUUUUUGGUUACAGGUCUUGAAACUGGAAUCAGUUUAACCUCAAGAGAAUCAUCAGAGUGUUAAUUUCCAAAUGAAUCCUCUUUCUAACAAUGAUAAGACUAUCUAUGACGAAAAUACACAUUUUGGGGACCCAGAUCCACACCUGCCCUGGAGAAAGGUCACAUUCUCCACUUUUGAAGAGCAGAAAUCCUUCUGCAUGGCCAGUUCUGGCAGGUCCUUAUGUUGUCCCACACCAAAAGGUUUUGAGAGUUCUAUGCUUGGUUAGCACUGACUUUCUUGGCUCUGUGGCAGAAUGACCGCCCCCCCGGUCCCCCUCACCCAGGUUUUCACAUUUCUUCAUCUAUAGAAACCUGGUGCUCCCUGGCCUCCCCUCUGUAAGGCUGGAUCAGAUCUCCAGCUUACACUCUGCUUUUAACAAAUUCGCCAAGCACUAAACUAUGUUUAGGCACUGUUGUAUUAGGCAUUUCACAUUCAUUAUCUCAUUUAAUCCUCAAAACAAUCCCACAUAUUAGCUUUAGAUAUGGUUAAGGUACUUGCUUAAAGUCACACAGUAAGUGGUAGAGCUGGGCUUCAAACUUGGGCUUGCCUAGCACCAAAGCUUGAGCUCUGACCUCUGUGCUACACAUUCACCACUCAGCCAAUGAACCCUCAUGAGCGCGUGAGAAGAGAAACUUGAAGGCCCUUGAGUGGCUGAGAGGCUAGAUGAUGGCCCCCCAAAAGGUAUUCACCUCCUCAUCCCUGGAACCUGUGAAUGUUACUUUAUAUGGUGAAAAAGGACUUUGCAAAUGUGAUUAAGUUAAGAACCUUGAGAUGGGAAGAUUAUCCUGUACUAUCCAGGUGGGAUCUAAAUGCAGUCACAUAUAUCAUCAUAAAAGGGAGGCAGGGGAUCUGACACACACACAGAAGAGUUGGGAAGGCAGUGUGAUCGUGGAGGAGGAGACUGCAGUGAUCGGCCACAAACCAAGAAAUGCCACCUGCUACCAGAAGCUGGAAAAGGCAAGGAAUGAUUUUCCCCUGGAGCCUCCGGAGAAAGCACAGCCCUGCUGACACCUGGUUUGGCCCAGUGAUACUGGUUUCAGACUUCUGGCCAUCAGAACUGUGAGAGAAUAUGUUUCUGUUGUUUUAAGCCACUAAGUUUGUGGUAAUUUUUUAUGGCGAUCACAGGUGACUUUGUGAUCUCUCUAGGCCAGUUUCCUUAUCUGUAAAAUGAGGAUAUUAGUGGUAAUACCUAGAAUUAAAAAAAAAAGAAAAGCGCUAGCAUUUACCUAGCACAGGUAGAUGCUCCGCAGGGCUAUUAUCGCUCGCAGGGGCCGAGAGGAAGAUGUAUGGGGUGCUUUGGGAGCACAUGGGAAGGAAGGGCAAUUAACCCAGCCUCUAGCUCAUAAAUGCACAUGACCAUCCAGUAAGGUUAACAAAGAAGUUGAAAUUAAUUAAAAAUGACAGUAUAUGGCAUUUAUUGACCAAAUGACAGAGAGUUCACAAAACAAUCUCCACCCUUAAUUUCUAAGAGUGACUGCAACCAUCAGAGAAACUUUUCAGGUGGUAACUCAUUACCUCGUGGAUGCCCCAGCAACUUUAUUUUUCUGGAGGUGAUUCUGAAUGGUCAUUCCAGGACACAUUAAUUAAUGAACCAUAAAAAUAAACACUGCAACUGGAAACUGGAAGUGUAAAUUCAGUUGCCUAUUACGAAUGUAAUCUGUGACCAUCACACUUUGUCCAUAGAAAUGAGCAGAGGGAAGGCUGGACUUAUCUAGGGGCCUGGUUCCCAGGUAUGUAGGGAUUAUUUCUCCCUGAGGGCUGGACUGAAGCCGGGCCAGAGAGUUUGCCUUUGAGCUGUUCCUAUUUGUUCAUCCAGCUCCUGGAGAGUCGUCAUUGCCUUCAUUAUGGAUUGCUCUGGGCUAGUGAUGGAAGAGUUAGCAGGGUGGCCUGGAGUGGCUCUUAGCAGGCUGGUGCCAGCUGACACAUGCCACUUAGGUUUCCAAGGAGCCAAGCUGUCCCCACUCACGCAUGGCUGAUGCACUUGUGGCUAAAUGUGGUGCCACCAGGGCCCCGGGCCAGAUUCAGGGCAGGAAAUAGAAUGCCAUCUCCAUCACCAGGGAAACCAUGGCCUGCGUGCAUGAUUUAAACCAGGGCCAACAAAAAAGCUCAAAGGCAGGGUCAGAAGAGGAAGGGAGACCAGAGGGUGGCUUGCAUGGAUUUUGUCUUGGGUUAUAACUGUUGACAAGCCACUUAGCUGCCCACAUGUUUAAGUUUAUCUGCAUAUAAGAUGGAGGUAACAAUAUUUACGCAUCUCACUGGGGACUUAUGAAAACAACAUUUCUGACAGACCACUCAGGAUCCAUGGAUGGAAGGUGGUAUAACAAAGAGCGAGUGGAAGAGAAAGGAGCAAAACCAAAGCACGCACUGAGCACCAGAGGCGUGCAAGCCGAGCUCAAGGGGCCUUGGGAAGAGAGCCAGAAGGUGGAGCUGCCAGAGGGGACAGUGGAGAGGUUGCCCCCCAUCAGUGCUUCGGGGAUAGGAGCUGACCUCCUUACCCAGGCAGAAGCCUCACCAGGGCAGGGAGACGGAGUUCCUGGCCCAGCCCAGGUACGCCCAGAGGUGGAAGCCAAAGCUCCUGUAACAUCCAACGAGAACCCCAGGACGGGCCUGGAAUUGUCUGUGGUGUCUGAAAGGGUCAGUGAGGCUCCCACCAGCCAGGAAGCUGCAUCGGGUGCAGGACGAGGAACAUCAUCCAGUAGACCUGACCCUCAGCCCUCGGAGGAGGGCAUGAGGCUGACUCCAGCGCUGCCAGCCCAGGCCAAGUCAGCUCACGGUGGUGGAGAAACACCUCCAAGGAUCUCCAUCCAUGUGCAGGAGACAGACAUCCCUGGGGAGCUACUUGUGACACGAGGCGGCAGCCUCAGAACCACGCCCCCUGCAGAGGCUCUAGCAGCUGCCCAUCCAGGUGAACAGGACUCACCUGGGCCCACGUGCUACCCCCAGGCCCCUGGGACUGAGUCAGGAAAACAUAUCCCAAAAGGAGCCGGGGUGUUUUCCCCACUGUGGAAGCGGAGCAGCGACUGCGGAGCAAAGGCCAAAGAGAAACAGGGAUCUGGGCCUGAGCCCGCCAUGACACCAAGCAGGGCCUGGAGGGACAAGGGAGCCGAUGCCAGGACCCCAGGCCUGCAGCAGGACACAGGCCCAGGAGCAGGGAACCCUGAGCCUGGAAAAGACUACACAGCCAGGGGCACGAGCAGAGCUGAAGCAGGAAGGAGGACACCCCCAGGAGCUGAGGCGGGCAGCCUGUUUCUGGACGACAGUCCAGCCCCGCCAGCCCCCUUCGAGCAUCGGAUGGUGAGUGUGAGGGAGACCUCGACCUCAGCGGGCUACACAGUGUGCCAGCACGAAGUCCUGGGAGGGGGCCGGUUUGGCCAGGUCCACAGAUGCAUGGAGAAGGCCACGGGCCUCUCGCUGGCGGCCAAGAUCAUCAAAGUGAAGAGUGCCAAGGACCGGGAGGAUGUGAAGAACGAGAUCACCAUCAUGAACCAGCUCAGCCAUGUGAACCUGAUCCAGCUCUACGAUGCCUUUGAGAGCAAGAACAGCUUUACCCUUGUCAUGGAGUAUGUGGAUGGGGGUGAGCUCUUUGACCGGAUCACAGAAGAGAAGUACAACCUGACUGAACUGGAUGUGGUGUUGUUCACCAAGCAGGUCUGCGAGGGUGUGCAAUACCUCCAUCAGCAGUACGUCCUGCACUUGGACCUCAAGCCUGAGAACAUACUGUGUGUCAAUCAGACGGGACACCAAAUUAAGAUCAUUGACUUCGGGCUGGCCAGAAGGUACAAGCCUCGGGAGAAGCUGAAGGUGAACUUUGGCACUCCCGAGUUCCUGGCCCCAGAAGUCAUCAAUUACGAGUUUGUCUCGUUCCCAACGGACAUGUGGAGUGUGGGAGUCAUAACCUACAUGCUGCUCAGUGGUUUGUCGCCAUUUCUAGGGGAAACGGAUGCAGAGACCAUGAAUUUCAUUGUGAACUGUAGUUGGGAUUUUGAUGCUGACACCUUUGAAGGGCUGUCAGAGGAGGCCAAGGACUUUGUCUCCCGGUUGCUGGUCAAAGAGAAGAGCUGCAGAAUGAGUGCCACACAGUGCCUGAAACAUGAGUGGUUGAAUAACUUGCCUGCCAAAGCUUCUAAAUCGAAAGUUCGUCUCAAAUCCCAACUAUUGCUGCAGAAAUACAUGGCUCAGAGGAAAUGGAAGAAACACUUCUACGUGGUGACUGCUGCCAACAGGUUAAGGAAAUUUCCACCUUGUCCCUAAUCCUCAACUCUGCUGCUCCCAUGGGCCCAGAAAUUACUGAGACUUGUGGUGAAGUCAUGACUGAAGAUUUUUAAUAAUCUGGCCUUCUACUUAUUUUGUAAAAAAAGGUUAUGGCUGUUGCCUUCCUUGUGGAUGAAAAGUGGCUGUAAAGAGACUGACCUAAGAACUUUUUUCUGCCUUAUAAGAUCAGUUGAAAUGCUGCGAUUACUUUUCAAGUGUACCUACUUUUGGUGAUAAGUGUAGGCAUGCUUUAGGUAGGUAGGAAAGCUUCUACUUUGCAUAUGUCAAAUUUAAUGUCUAAGCUUACUCUGAUUAAAGAACCCAGUGGACUAUCACGCAGGGCAUGUUAGUAUUACCUCCUCCAGUGCAAAGAAUUCCUAGCAUUUUGACUUGCUCAGGUGUGAGCUGACAUUUUGUACUACAUUUGUUGCUCUAGUGUGAAGCAACGUGGAUUUAGGGCAGAGAUCCUCAAACUUGUUUUAACGUGUGCUCCCUUUUUAGAAUCAAAACAUGCAUCCUUUAAUAUUCUUUGAAAUUUCAAAAUGUACUGACUGUCAUGGCUAUAUCAGAGCAGUGAUAGUUUUGAAUAAGCUUUUAAAAUCUGUACAUACCUCUACCCUCUCCUAAUUCUGCCCUGUCCUGACAUUGGCAGUCUUCCUCCUGAUCUCUCUUCCACAGUUAUGCAUCUAUGGUCUAGUAAGUCUGGGAACUGAUAUGUAAUAUGUGAAAGAGAGAUAAGAAUGUAAUGAUGUUCAGCUUUCUGAGAGAAACACAGAAAUGAUGCAUCAAGAGAAAACAAAUGCAAACUGCUCUCCUACUGUUUUAUCAGGUAUAUACCCAUCACUUAACUAACUUCAAGAAAUUAUUAACAAGGAGUAAUUAUUCAAAAGGAAACAAUCCUUUUAAUUUCCUUAGUUGUAAGGAAGUUUUUUGCUAUUCUCAUGACCUUCUUGGGCCAGAAGUUUUUAGUUACUUUUAAUUUUUAAUUAGCCAUGCAACAGUUUCACAGCCUUUCAGGACUUUUGUCCCAUAAUAAAGACUUUUUUUAUUGUGGGGAGAGAGGCAGAAGAUGGAGAUAUUAAUCCUCCUGCUGCAUUUCUUCGGUUAUAACUUUCCUCUGGAACACUAACCCCUGUUGGGAAGCUAAGAUUUUCAGUAUCAGCACAUCUAGGCCUGCUCCAAGCUUGUCAGCUUGUGGAUGAAUAUCAGAAGAGAUGGCUGCUGGAAACCUCCCUUUCAUGGGCCAGUAACAGUGAUUUGGUAAAAUGCUUUAUUUUUAAGGUGUUCUGAAGGCAGCCUCCAGAAGGAGCUAUAGAGGAUAUCUAUAGUUCCAUCUAUAGUAUGGUGAUUCUUCCCUUCCAUGGGACUUCACAUUCUUGGGGGAAUGCUAUAAAUCUUCUCCCCAGAAAAAUGUAGUUAGUUAUCCUGAUCUAGAGUACCACUCCCUCAUGGAAAUAUAAUAUGAGCCAUAUACAUAAUUUAAAAUUUUCUGAUAGCUUCUCUAAAAAUACCCCGGUAAAAUUAAUUUUAAUAAUUUAUUUAACAUAUCAAAACCUAUUUUAAUAUGUAAUCAAUAUAAAAAUUAUUGAAUUUUUUUCAUACUAAGUCUCCAAAAUCUGGUGUGUAUUUUACACUUAAAAUACAUGCCAGUUCAGAUUCUAGAUUUUUAUCAGACAUACAAUUUGUAUUUAGAUUUCAUAAAAUUUACUGUGGAAAAAUAUAGUCACAUAUUCAAGUUGUUCAAGCAUCUUAAAUAUUUUCUAGUAUUUUUAUGAUUAAUUAAAAUGAAAUAAAAUUAGAAAUACAGUUGCAUUAGCCACAUUUUAAGUGCUUAAUAGCCACAUAUGUUUAGUGGCUUCUAUAUAAGACAGGGCAGAUCCAGAGAAAAUCCGAUAGCUAUCAAAUUUUAAUUUUUCCCCCUAUAUGCUGUUAUUCUCUACCUAGAGAAACUUUUCAACAAAGUUCCUUUGAGGGAUUUGUUUAGACCAGGCCCACACAAGUGAGAGGUACUGCAGAAGUUAGCUUCCCUUAUUUGAAAGGCGAGGGAGCUUUUAUGAAACUUUAAUUUUCUGGAUAUUUUUAGUUCUCUGCUGGUGUGUACUUGAAAAUUUUUUAGAUUGCAACUUUGCUAGCAUUAACUAUUUCAAACGGGACUUUUUAAUUUGAAUGAACAGUCAUUGAAAACUUCUGGGAAAUCAAUGAUACUCCAAUAUAAAAUAAAAAUUAAAUUUAAAAAAAUGAAAGAAAACUGCUGGGCAGAGGAACUCUGAAAGGUAGUCAGGACCCACUUUUUUCACCUAUCAGAUUUGGUGAGGGUGUGGGGAAAAUGGAAUUUUUCACUUUUGAUGAAUAUGUAUCCAAAUAAAAGUCAUGCCCAUACUUUCACCCGGCAAUUCCAUUUCUAGAAAUUUAUCCCUCAGCAAUACUUGAACAAGCGGGCAGAGAUGUAUGCAAAGUGACCUUUACUGUAGCAAAAUGGCUCAUAUAGGUUGAAAACAACCUAUAUGUGCCUAUCAGCAAGGGUUUAAAUUUUGCCACAUACAUAUGGAAGGUUACCUUGUAGCCAGUAAAGAUAGAUCUUGAUGUACUGAGUUUUAUUAUGAAAAAAAUUAUAGAACAUAUAUAUGGUAUUAUCCCAUUUAUGGAGAGACAUGCUUAUAUGUGCAUUAAACUUUUCUAGGUUAUGCAAGAAAGUUAACAGUGUGGUGUAGAAAGUGGGUGAUGGCGAGAGAGGGAAUUCUACUUUUCACUUUAUUACUUUCUAAAUCAUUUGAAUUUUUUUUUUAACAAUGAGCAUGUAUUGCUUUUAAAAUUAAAAAUUAGCAACCCAC
Molecule: messenger RNA, 8858 nt
Organism: Orcinus orca (killer whale)
Lineage: Eukaryota; Metazoa; Chordata; Mammalia; Artiodactyla; Delphinidae
Gene: MYLK3
Product: myosin light chain kinase 3
Exons: 13
Coding region: 4042-6027 (661 amino acids)
Biological process (GO): intracellular signal transduction; positive regulation of apoptotic process; protein phosphorylation
Cellular component (GO): nucleus; cytoplasm
Molecular function (GO): protein serine/threonine kinase activity; ATP binding
Source: RefSeq, a predicted model, not a curated record